Messenger RNA from Myxocyprinus asiaticus (Chinese sucker), 6599 nucleotides. RefSeq names its product progestin and adipoQ receptor family member VII, a (gene paqr7a). The transcript is spliced from 2 exons. The coding region runs from base 451 to 1533 and encodes 360 amino acids. Gene Ontology annotation, molecular function: nuclear steroid receptor activity; steroid binding. Gene Ontology annotation, cellular component: plasma membrane. Gene Ontology annotation, biological process: response to steroid hormone. The record is from RefSeq and is a predicted model, not a curated record. NCBI's taxonomy places the organism in Eukaryota, Metazoa, Chordata, Actinopteri, Cypriniformes, Catostomidae.
AAUGUUAAAUUGGUGAUCUGGAACGAUUUCACCGUGACUCCAUCUGACCAGCUUAAAUACCCAUCAUUUUAUCUUUAAAUACGGGACGAUCCCGUAUUUUACGGGACGGGUGGCAACCCUGAUUGUAUGGACCUACAGAGCAGAGAUAGUCUUCUAAAAACCUUCGUUUGUGUUCUGCAGAAGAAAGAAAGUCAUACACAUCUGGGAUGGCAUCAGGAAUUUCCUGGAUACAUCAGUGUGUCUUCAGUUCUGACCUGGAAUUCCUGUAGCUGUCACUUCUUUAGGAUAUACUGUACAUUCCAGAGAGGCAGAGAAAAGUCAGGAAAACAUGCACAAGAUGUUUCAUUAGAUGCCCUUUAUAAGUGUUAAACUGUCUGGCUCUGUCUUAUUUCCCGCUAAUUUGAUUGAAGUGCUCCACUUAAGUUCUUAGACGGUGCUCCAGAUAUCACCAUGGCAACAAUUGUUAUGGAGAAGAUCGGUCGACUCUUCAUUAACCUGCAGCAGGUGAGGCGAGUUCCCCAAAUGCUCACCGACACUUUGCCUUCAAUGCCUGGCACCCUACGUGACACUGAGGUGCCCUGUUUUUUCCGUGAGCGAUACAUCCACUCUGGCUAUCGGCCACUCCACCAGAACUGGCGCUACUACUUACUGUCUCUCUUACGCCGCCACAACGAGACCAUAAAUGUUUGGACGCACCUUGUCGGGGCGUUAGUGAUGCUCAUAAGGACAGCCCAACUUACUGAGACUGUAGAUUUCAUCAGUGACCCUCAUUCCUGGGCUCUACUCAUCCUUCUCUUGUCAUCAACAGGCUACUUGACCUUCAGUGCCAUAGCCCACUUGUUGGCGUCAAAAUCUGAGCUCUGCCAUUAUUCUUUCUUCUUCCUGGAUUAUGUAGGUGUGGCGAUGUAUCAGUAUGGGAGUGCAGUGGUACACUACUACUACGCCAUUGAAGAAAGCUGGCAUGCAUGUGUCCAGGGCUGUUUCAUGCCUAUUGCUGGUCUCCUAUGUUGCCUUUCCUGCUUUGGCUGCUGUUACGGGAAGUAUCGGAAUUACAGUCUGCCUCCUUGGGUUCGUAAAGUAGGUCAAGUUUUGCCUUCAGCUCUAGCUUAUGGUUGGGACACCAGCCCUGUGUUUCAUCGUUUGGGCCUCUGGUUCCUUUCUUGGGUGAGGGGCGAUUCCAGAGACAUUCCUGCACUGACCUUUCACUUUGGCCAGGUGGCGUUCUUUCUUUCCAGUGCGUUUUUCUUCACCCAGCCUUUUCCAGAACGCUGGUUCCCUGGUCACUGUGACUUCCUGGGUCAGGGUCAUCAAGUAUUCCAUGUGCUGCUGGUUUUGUGUACACUGUGCCAGAUCCAUGCUUCAUAUUUAGACUACCUGAACCGACGACACCUCUACGUUCAUCUGCAUUCUGGUGGCGAGGCAUUGUUCUUUGUUGUUCUGUAUAUUUUAACAGUGGUCACAUGUGCUCUAAUAGCCUUAUAUAUGCUUGGGAAAGUAAAAAGAUUGCUCGGCUGCCGGGAAAAAAUGAAGUAAAAAGUAGGAGGGUGUUUCUUCAACUUGGAACUUUCAUGUCCCAGGGGUUAAUUUUUAUUAAAACAAACAGAUUUCAAUUUUUUCUUUUAGUUAUAUUGUAAGGUCUCAUUCAAACUGAAUUAGAAACUUUUUUACUAUGCCUUCAACAUUUAUUUUUGGUACUUUUCAAAUGCCUUUUAUGUAGGCCUAUAGUUUUGACUGUUUUAGCCUUGACCCAGACUUUCAAUGAUCCUGUUUACAUGAAUAGCAAUACGCUGAUUACUCCCAAAAAUCAGCAAAAAUCCGACAAACUGUGAAGAGGCAUGUGCACAACAUGUGCGCACAUUGGAUAAGCCGGUAAGCAUGCUGGUAAAGGUGUUUACAUGCAAUGCGGAUUGGUAUAAUGGGCAAUAAUCUGCCUGUCUCGAUCGGUUUAUUCUAAUGCUGUUUAUUGCAUUUACAUAACCACAUGUUGUCAGCUUAUUGAGCUUAAUCAGUGUCACUGAAGGGCGUGCUUGAUGUGAAAAAUGAGACAAGUGAUGAUCGAAGUAAAAAAAAUACAAUAAUUUUGUGCAAAUAGCAUCUACCAAAAAAAUAAAAAAUAAAUUUGAAUGUGGAAAAAUGUUUUAACGAGACUUUACUUUCUAGAAAUCCAAAGGAAAAGUGCCUUAAGUUGAAGAAACACCCAAGAAUAUUUUGACAGAUGCUUGAAGCAACAGUUAACACUAAAAUCGCAACUCUCAAAUAGUUUUUGGGGGAACUAUUCCUUUUAGUGUUAAAUGGUAAAUUCACCCCAAAAUUAACAUUUUGUCAUCAUUUACUCUUCAUCAUGUCGUUUCAAACUUGUAUGAUUUUUUUUUCUUUCAUGGAAGACAAUAGGACAUUUUAUAAAGAAUGUUGAUGCUGUGCUUUACCACACAAUGAAAGUGUCUGUUAGUGCGUUUCUUUCCGCUAUACAUUUCCUUUUAUGUUUGGAAGAAAGUAAAAUAAUUUUGCAAGGAAGAAAAACAGUCAUAUGCUUUUGCAACGAUGUGAGAGUGAGAAAAAUAAUGACAGCAUUUUCAUUUUUGGGUGAACUAUCCCUUUAAGAAUGUAUAUUUUAACAGUGGGCCAAGCCUCACGUAUUUAAGUAUGAGAAAAUUCUCAGUGCUUAAACUUAUUGUGUUAGUACUCUUGAAUGUAUUCAUGAAUUUAUUAAGUGCCUUUCUGAGAGUCUAGUAAUUAUCACACACCAGCCAGAAAGUUGACCUCUUAUGAAGCCAGCAUACAAAAUUAGUACAGUACUUUAUAUUGAAAAUUUCAAUUUUAAUUUUAUGGCACAAAUAAGACCUUAUGUACUUAUCAUGGACAAAUGAGAAUAGGACAUUAAUCUUUAAUCUAUUUAAUGUAUCACUUGUACUCAAAAGAUACUGUAUUCUCAGUGCAAGAACACCCUCUGUUGUACUUUUGGAAUAAUUUGCACCUUAGUUUGCUUUAGAAUGAAAGCAACAUAAAUGACUUUUUAACUGCACAUGUUUCUGUAGAGGAUAACAAACAUUUGCGCUUAUUGAGCUUUAUUGGUAGUUUGCAUUUAAUAGCCAUAGUCUGAUUUUCACUGCACUUACUGGUCUCUUAUUUUAUUGCACUGUAUUGUAUUCAAGUACUAUGUAUGCCAAUUAAAAGGGAUAUUAAAUGCACUGAUUGGAUAUCUUGUGAUUAAGGCAAGACCUAAUUUGAGAGUGCACCUUCUCUGUAUUACUCAAUUGUGUUUGGAAUGUAAUACUAACUUACUGAAUGCUGUGCAGUAUGUGCUGUAUACUGCAUACUAUUGUUUUUUUAAAAACAGUAAGCAGUAUGCAAUGAUAAAUGUAUCAAUAGCAGUAUGCUACAUUAUUGUCACUUGGCCUAAUCAUGUUGCAUGUUCAAUUCACUCACUUUAGUAAGCGGCAUCUGUUAUAUGAUUGUUUUGCAUGUUGCAUGUAAUCCAAUUUUGUGUAAAGUUCUCUUAACUCUUGUCAGUCGGAUCAAAUAAUGAGUCAAGAAUGAGAUGGGUUUGUUUGUAAGGAAUACUAGCGUACUACUUACUGAAUACAGCACAGUUUAUACUGUAAAUUAACCCCUUAAACUCUAUGGAUUCCAAAGGGAUGCGCUAUAUCACGAAAAAAGUUUGCGCUUAAAACGUUAAAGUCCCCUUAUACAAAAUUCAGGCAUAUGAGGUAUCAUUUGAAAGCUUAGAAUCUAUUUCAGAGAAUACCAUCACUUCUGCAUUAUGUUACAUAAAAUAACAAAAUAAGGCCACAAAACAUUUGCGUCGAAAAUUAGUGCCCCCUAGAGGUAAUGGAGUAGAAAUAUUUACAUGAAAAUAAAAGUCCUUCAGAUAGCACCUAAAUGAACAAGUCAUACAUCAAAUGAAAGCUCUCAUUCUCAGGAAUGUGACUGUGCAAUUUAUUUUGUUGCCCUUAUACCACCAUUUAAAAUAUCUUAAAAAGAAUCAAAAAGUGAAAUAUGAUUUCUGUAAGUUAUCAAAUACAAACGUCUCUUUUAUGUGCUGAAAAUUGCUGAAGUAAGCCCCAAGUAGCCAAAAACCUUAUAUCUACUCUUACCUUUUUCUAAAAAAUUUGCCAUUUUUUACUUUUCUGUGAGCUUGCUUGGCUAAAUAAUCCAAUGUUAUAUCUUAAAUGUCCAGAACAAAAUAUGUGGUCCAGCAGGAAUGCAUGCUAAACAAAUCAUCAGAAAAAUAUGUUUUUGACUAUUGAUAGAAUGUUAUUGUAACAGGUAAAAGAUGGGCAAGGAGGAGGUGGGACCCGGCAGAACAGUCAACAUAACUUUAAUGACAGACCUGAAUUUAAACAAACAUAAACACACACACACAGCGUGUGUCUCUCUCUCCCGAAGUGGUAUCUCCAGCUCCCCUUUAUCUCUCUCUCCCGCUGAUUAGUUGACUCAGUGCCGGUCGCGCACCCUCCUCCCCCGCCCGAUUCAGGCCGGCUUGCCAUCCAGGCUGGCCUACACCCCCCAUCUCUGGAGGAGAGACGCUGCCCUUCCAGCCGUUCCGCCAGCUGAUGGUCCACCCCGCCUCCUGGGAACCUGGGGAAAGACGAGGGGAAGGAGAGGGGAGAGGGAAAGGGCGAGCAGGAGAGACACAGAGGGGAGAGGGAGAGAAAAACUUGCUCGCCGGUCCCCGGACAAGCCAUCGCCUGGUCCUCAGCUGCUCCUCCGCCCUCUGGCGGAUGACAGCCGCUCCUUCCCGGAUGGACGGCAGCGAAUCCUCCAACCCCUGGUGGACGGAACAGCUCCUCCCCUUCCUGGCAGAGGGCAGCGGUUCCUCUGACUCCCGGUGGCUGGCAGCGACUCCUCCAACCCCCAGCAGACGGCCGCGGCUCCUCCCCUGGUGGACGGCAGCGGCGAGGACUCCACGGCAGUGCAUCCCUCCUCCUUCCCGGGUUUCGGUACCAAUUUAAUGGGUUCAGGAUGGGCAAGGAGGAUGCGAGAACUGGCAAAACAGUCAACAUAAAUUUAAUGACAGAAUUGAAUUUAAACAAACAAACACACACACAGCGUCCAUGUGUGUCUCUCCCAAACUAGCAUCUCCGGCUCCCCUUUAUCUCUGUCUCCCGCUGAUUAGUUGACUCAGUGCUGGCCGUGCACCCUCAUGGCCCGGCCACGCCCUCCUCCUCGUCACAGUUAUAUAUCAUCACAAAGGGGAGGAUCUCAGCUUCUAGUCCACUCAGAGGCAGAGAUAUUCAAUGAAACAAUGAGGGUAGUGCAUGAACUGAAAAUUAGACUGAAUGUCUAUGGAUGAGCACAUCUGUGAGGGCAUAAAAUUUGUUAGAGCGCCACCUACAUUUCAGAUCUUCAGAUUUUUUUAAACGUUAUGAUUAUAGAUUAUAAACAUAUACAAUAUUAUUUAUGAAUAAUUGUAGUUUUUUUUUUUAUUUGAGUUUCUUUCUGAAAAAUAAGACAGAUUCUUUUUUUGCAAUUAGUCCACAGUAUGUGUGAAUGGUGAGCUUUUAAAUUGGAGUGUGAAAAAUUGUUGGUGGCAGCACAAAAAUGUUCAAGAGUUAGCAUUAUGCAACAAUAAACAUGUCACAAGAUUUCAGUUGCAUGUAAGUGGCGUCUGGGAAUCAUCUUGCAAAUAAAAAAUGUAAUUUUGCAUUUUAAAUCAAGUUUUGUGUAAAAAAUGUUCAUGAGAGUUUAGUGAAAUAAUAAUGCUGAUUUUACUUCCGUUUCAUUCAUCACAAAAGAUCAAGUCGAGUUAAUUGCAUUGUGUUAACGGCACAUUUUGGCAAAUGUAGGCCAUUCGGAUAUUCUGUGGGUACAGAAAAUGUGCAUACUGUGCACAGUACAUACUGUAGAAAUAGUAUGAAUAGUCUUGUAGUAUGCUAUUCCGAACCAGUCUGCACACAUUUCUAUUACAAAUUCUGUAAGUGAUAUCUUCACAACCUGUUUGUUGUGCAAAACUGUGCUAUGGGAACUGCCUGACUAAUACAUUCUAUUAAAGAAACACUGACUUGUUUUUAGAUGGGCCUGUGGUUUGAUUAAACUCAAAGUGAUGCUGAACUGCCCUCUUGUGUUGUGUUUGGAAGGUUCAGCCUAUGCAAAUAAGAAUUGUUUUAUUAUGUUGGGGCUUAUGGCAAGAUCAUAUAAUGACAAUUGUGUAAUACACAAAUGUGAAGUGUUGUAAUUAUGUUUGGGAAAAAGGCAUAUCUAAGUAAAAUUUGAACAUCCCAUGUGACAGGUUUAAUAGGAAACACACCAUUGGCAGUGCAGAGUUGUGCUUGGAUUGGACCACAUUCUCCACUGCCAAAACAAUGAUAAAGCUUAUGUGAAUGAACGUCCCUUUUUAUAACUGGGUCAUUAUACAAUUGCGAUGGUAUUACCAUCUGAAUUUUUUAACUGUAUUCAUUUAUCUUUCAUCAUAUAAACAGUCAUUAUUUAGUGUUUUAAUCUACUAAAUGAGAUAAAAGAUGAAUUCAUUCGAAAAAAUUUUACAUUUAUUUUAAAACAUUGUUUUUUUUAUCUUAUACUCACUCUGUCUUUAUUGUCAUGAGGUGUCAAACCACUGACGAAUUUCAUGAAAGCAUUACAAAAACAUAAAAGCCACUGAU